This is a messenger RNA of Morchella importuna, 2331 nucleotides long. RefSeq lists its product as uncharacterized. Bases 1 to 2331 code for a protein of 776 amino acids. The transcript has 5 exons. Lineage: Eukaryota; Fungi; Ascomycota; Pezizomycetes; Pezizales; Morchellaceae. The record is from RefSeq and is a predicted model, not a curated record.
AUGCCACGCAAAACACCAGCGGUGGAUCCCUUCACGCGUGAUGCCGAAGGGAAUCGUAUCUUCGCUCCCGGAACCGUAAGCAAGCGUAAGCAUGCCACACUUACAGAUCGUGAGCGCGAAAUCUACAGAGCGUCCUUGCUCCCUCAUGAAGAACAACAGCAUGCAAGGUUUCGUGAGUUGCACAAGGAAUCGGUUGAAAAUUUACAAAGGCGUGGAGCCAUGAAACCCACUUUACCGAUUGUAGAAACAGUGAAGCCGACUGAAGCAAGUCUGCAGGAAGAGCUUACAAGGCAGGCACUUCAAAGGAAAGAUAAGCUUAAUAAGGCUGCGGUUCGGCGGAACUGGGAGGCUGAAAAUGGAGUUCGUACGUACUUCGGGAUGCCACGGCUUACUGAUCCCACCCAUUCCAUGUCCACGCCACCAAUUGAAUCUCCUCAGCUCCCACGCAAACGAGUUCAUAAUGAUAACUCUGCGAUAGCUGAUAUACAGCCUACUCAAGAUUUGCUUGAGGUGCCUGCCCCAGCGCUGGAGGUGCAACCCGCUAAAAGGCGCCGGAUCCAAACGGACGAUAUUCGAACCAAGGCUAUAGAAAGACAGGCAGCAAAAAAGGCCAGCGAACGGAAGGCAAUGUCUCUAUCUCUCCCAGAGGUCCCUGAGUGGGUUGGUGAGCUGAUUGAGCCAGAAAUGGAGAGACUUUUGGCCACUACAACACAUUCGUCUCGCAUUCUGCAAAGCCAAGCCGAGGCUAAAGCUCAUAAAAUGGAGAAGAGUCGUUCAGCUUUUUUAGCUACCCCGGAGCCUCAAUCUCCAACCAAUGAAGAGUUCAAAAAUCAAGGUAGCAUAGUGGCUGAUAAUGGUGAGGUUUGGGCUUUCCCAGGCUCUUAUGUUAUGUUGACUUAUAACACCGGCAUGAAAGAUGAUAUCCUGGUAGCCAAUAACGGCCACGAAAAUACCACAGUGAGCAUUGAAAGCGAGGGCGUCCCUGCUGAUCCUGAGAAUUGUACCGCUAUCCAGGAAGAAAUGGGGCCUCAGCCCAACGUCCCACAACCCCCCACUGGCGAAGCAGUUGUUUUAAAAAUUGCCCCGGCUAUCCGUAAACAUAGGCCGUCAGUACGUUCGAAGCCCAAAGAUCUCUUAUAUACAGUUGCUAUUCACAAGUUUAGGGUUGAAGUGCAUGGCUCCUUAAUUGACGACUCUCCGAGGGUUCAAGAGCAGCUUUCAUCUCGAAAUAGACUUGAGACAUUCCGUCGCAGAAUCUUCAACCUGGGUAAAGGUGACCUUACCGGUGAAGCGUGGUCCGGUGUUUUCAUUGCCUAUUUGAAGCCAAACACAGUCGGCACGUUCUCUUACUGGAACUUUAUUCAUACCGCCGAUGAUUAUAUCGAAUAUUUACACCAUAUUGCGAGAGAGGGUGAUCAGCAAGAGCAUCAUCUGGUCACCGGCAACAGGGCGGACGCUCAUUUGCUGCCACCUCCUCACCCAAGUCGGCCUCAAACAGCCCCUACCAUUACCAAUACCGAAGGCGGCCUAUCGUCCACGGACACAGCCAGCUCGGCUCAAAGGAUCUAUCGCGGAUCGGUUCCAGUAAUCCCAUGGCUUCCCACCAGCUGCUCGGCGGGUGACCAGCAGGCCUCCGAACCCAGCCAGGUAGGAGAAGGCGGCGAGGAUGGUUUCUCGUCACAGCUCCAUAUGUCCUCUCUCGGCGAGGCGUUUAAGUUGGUUGAUCCUGGCUUAAGACCGGGCUUCUCUCAGCCUCAACCUACGCUGACCACUCAGUCGCACGUCGUACGUCCUAUGGCAAGUAAGACUUAUUGGGGUUUCGCGAGACAAUUUUCGAUGAGUGUUGAGGGCGAAAGUCGGCAUGAGCCCUAUACACAAGCCCAAACAUCGUUCAUGCUCAGUGAGCCUCCAAACUGCCAUGGCGUUGAUUAUCCGCCAAAUCUUCAACACAUGGGGCUCUCCGCGAUUGAAGGAUCUACAAAUGUCCCCAAUUUUGUAGAACUAUAUCCAAUAGUUGAACCGCCUUUCCUCUCCUGCCUUGCUGAGUUCAGGGGAGUAACGGCUUCACGCAACCAACAUUUUAACCCGCCGGAAAAUUCCUUGUCUCCCGACAAUUCCUUCUCCCCCGACAAUUCCUUCGCCAACGACAGUUCCUUCACCAACGACGGAGAAAUAGGGAUUGGCCAUCCGGAUUUUUUCAAUUGCAUUGAAGAUGAGGGCGAAUCUGAGACGUUCCAUAGCAUUCCUGAGUUUCUCGACUAUAAUUCCCUCGAUAAAGGGCAGGCCAGCUCUCCACCGGAUGAAUCUGAGAGAAAGCUUCUGAGCACAUAA